GUGAUUGAGCAAUGCCUUGGACUCAAACCCCAUUACUCACAGUCUGUUGGAUUCUGGACUGUCUGAGAAAAAUCUCAGCCCAGAAGGAGGAAGAACAGCAGAAUCUGAGUUCUGUGUUGGAGCUGAGGCCCUUCUCCUCAGAGGAAGGACAGCAAGUGAGAAGAUUAAUGAAGAAGUCCUCUGUGAUUCUCUGCAGUGGGUGUACUCCCUGGCAGGGGCUGAUCACAGCCUCCCUGUUAACCUUCUGGCUCCUGUCCAUCACUGCCACUGUAAACACUGAAUCAAUGCCACUCCUUGUGGCUGAAGGAGAAAACAUCCUUUUCCCUGUCCAAGAUCUUCCAGAGAAUAUUAUGGCCGUAGCCUGGUUCAAAGGACAAACAAAGAUGACACAAGGAAUUGCAUUGUAUGCACUGCAUAGUGAUUUAAGUUGCCCAGGUUCUGUGCACAGUGGUAGAGAGACAAUAUAUCGCAACGGAUCCCUGCUGCUAGAAAGGGUCACCCAGAAUGACACAGGAUUUUAUACCCUGCGAACCUUUAAUAGACACAGAAAAAUCAUGUCAGCAACAUCCAUUUACCUCCAUGUGCAUGCUUUCCUUUGGAAGUGUGGGCACCUUGCUACCUCUGCCAAGCCCACUAUUGAAUUAGUGCCACCCAGAGUUGCUGAAGGGGGAAGUGUUCUUCUACUUGUUCGCAACCCCCCAGAGAAUACUUUAGGCUUUGUCUGGUUCAAAGGAAUGACUGAGUUCAAGAAUCUUGUGGCUGCCAGAUUUCUAUUAGACAGGAAAUCAAUUGUGUGGGGGCCUGCAUACAGUGGCAGAGAGAUGUUGCACAGUGAUGGAUCCUUGCUGCUACGUGGUGUGACUCAGAAAGAUUCUGGACUCUAUACCCUAAGAAUUCAUAGAACAGAUAUGGGAAAUGAAGAAACACAAGUGCAACUCCACGUGUACACUUCCCUUUCUCUCUUCUGUAACCCUCUCACAUCCUCCCAACUCAUGAUCCAAGUGGUGCCUCGGUAUCCUGCUGAAGGGGAAAGCGUUCUUCUACAAGUUCAUAAUCUUCCAGAAGACCUGAUAUCCUUUUUCUGGUACAAAUCAAAGUAUAGUACCUUCGCACUUAAAAUUGUAGAAUACAGUGGUGACAUGAAUUCCAUCUUGUGGUGGCCUUCACAUGGGAGAAGAUGGAUGGUGUAUGAAAAUGGAUCCCUGAUGCUCCAGGAUGUCACUGAAAAAGAUGCAGGAUUGUACACACUUGAAGUUUUAAACAAAGAUUUCAAUAUUGAAAAAGCAUUUGUAGAAUUUUAUGUAAAGAAAUAUGUGACACAGCCCUUUCUGAGAAUCACUGAUACCACAGUCAGAGGACGUAGAUCUGUGAUCUUCACGUGCAUUUCACCCGACACUGACAUCUCUAUUCGUUGGAUCUUCAAUAACCAGAAUCUGCAGCUCACAGAGAGGAUGACUCUUUCCCCAACGAAGUGCGGACUCAGAAUAGAUCCUGUUGGGUAUGAGGAUGCUGGAGAGUAUCAGUGUGAGGUCUCCAACCGAUUCAGUUUGAAGACCAGUCUCCCAGUCUGGUGGCCAUGAUGAGUGAGUGAUCUCUCCUCUCAUCCCACAGCAGAAUGGGGACCUUUACUUAUCAAUGGGGUAUAAAAUAGAGAAUAGUUUUGUGGUGGAAAUGAUUAGUUACUACUCAGCUACAGCCAGAAUGGUGACUCAUACCUAUAAUCCAGCCAUACAUGUCUGUACAAGGGAAGGCCAGGAUUUAAAGUGCGGUUAUUAUAAAAGGAAAAUAAAGACAUCAGUAUGAUAAGCAAAAAUAAAAGGCAUUAAGAGCUUAGGUUGUGGUUGAAAUAUAUAUCAGUUCUUCUGAAUUCAUGGAAACUAAUUUCAGGAUCCCUUAAUUUUUUGGAUGCUCUGAGUCUGCUGUGAAAUUGGUGCAUUUUUUUGAUUUAGAAAAACAUCCUCUCAUAUGCUCAAAUACAUUCCUUGCUUAACUAAUUCACCUAGGUCCAAUGCUGCCUGCACACCAGUCAUCCAUGUGAAGUGAGGAAGAGUGACAGGAGAAGGGUCUGCCCAUGAUUCACUGUGGACAUAGCUGGUUUCUAAAUAGCUAUGAUCCACAGUUUGUUUGAUACACAGAUGUAAAAUCCUUCAUGUAUGGGCUGGUCGUGCUGUUUUCAUUCUGAAAGUGGCAUUCACAGUGGGACCUUGCCCAUGAGUGUUUCCUGUUAAUACGUAUAUCUUUACUUUUUAUUUUCCUCUCAUUUAUUACAUCCUGACCACAGUUUCUCCUCCCUCCACCCCUCCCUUAA
Peromyscus leucopus (white-footed mouse) is the source of this 2308-nucleotide messenger RNA. RefSeq names its product pregnancy-specific glycoprotein 22-like. Bases 12 to 1580 code for a protein of 522 amino acids. Lineage: Eukaryota; Metazoa; Chordata; Mammalia; Rodentia; Cricetidae. The record is from RefSeq and is a predicted model, not a curated record. Gene Ontology annotation, biological process: T cell activation. The transcript is spliced from 5 exons. Gene Ontology annotation, cellular component: external side of plasma membrane.